Asparagus officinalis (garden asparagus) is the source of this 1515-nucleotide messenger RNA. RefSeq names its product aspartyl protease family protein At5g10770-like. NCBI's taxonomy places the organism in Eukaryota, Viridiplantae, Streptophyta, Magnoliopsida, Asparagales, Asparagaceae. Gene Ontology annotation, biological process: proteolysis. The record is from RefSeq and is a predicted model, not a curated record. The coding region runs from base 91 to 1485 and encodes 464 amino acids. Gene Ontology annotation, molecular function: aspartic-type endopeptidase activity. The transcript has 2 exons.
AAAACCAAGAAAAAAAAAUCUACCUCUUCUUAGUUUUAUCUCUCUUCAUCUUCUUCCCAUUCUCUGCUCUCUAAGAGAACUGUCACAAUAAUGGGGAAUGCAUUUCGUUCUUUUCUUCUUUAUGUUCUUCUUAUGACUGGAUUUGGGAGAAUUAAAUGCAUGAAAGAGGAGAUUUUGGUGAAAGUACAGGAGCUGCAGUUUUGGGAUGAGAAGAGUACUCAUGCUCCUCGUCACUUUUCUAAUUCCAUGCAGAUACCCAGAACUGCGCCGAAGAGCUCUGCAUUGCUAGAGCUGAAGCACCAAAUCUCUCCCUCCUCGGUCAAUAAUUUUCAUGAGCAGCUCCUACUCUCAGACAAUGCAAGAGCCUCUUCCCUCCAAUCCCAACUCAGACCCCCUCACUUCCAACAACCUGUAACUCGACUCCCCCUCACUCCCGGAGUUGCACUCCACACCCUCAACUACAUCAUCGACAUCAAAAUAGCCAAUGCGUCCAUGCCAGUCAUCGUCGACACGGGCAGCGACCUCACCUGGGUCCAAUGCAAGCCCUGCGUAAAUUGCUACAUCCAACAAAAGCCCCUCUAUGACCCUUCAGCCUCCUCCACUUACCACCCAGUUCCCUGUAACUCCACUUCCUGUAGUUCCAUCUUCGCUUCCGUCGCUUGCGGUAACAUGACAGACUGUGGCUAUUCCCUUCGUUAUGGCGACGGAUCCUACACACGAGGCGUCUUAGCGCUGGAGCGCAUCAGCCUUGGCGAUGCCGAGGUUCAAGGUUUCAUCUUCGGAUGCGGGAUGAGUAACGGUGGGCUUUUCGGAAUUGCGUCGGGCCUCGUAGGGCUGGGCAGGACGAAACUAUCGCUUGUGUCCCAAACAAAGGCCCAAUUUCGGGGAGUGUUUUCAUAUUGUCUGCCCUCUAGGGUCUACAAUUCAUCAGGAAACUUAAUCCUCGGCAGCGACUCGUCCAGUUACAAGAAUGCCACCCCCCUUGCUUACACUAGGAUGUUGCAAGGGCCUAGACAGGCUCCUUUCUACUUCCUUAACGUGACUAAUGUGAGAGUGGGAGAGGUCGAGUUGGGGCUUCCAAAGGGAAGUAGGGUUCUGAUUGAUUCUGGCACGGUCAUAACAAGGCUCGUUCCUUCGUUGUAUAACGCCGUCAGGGACGAGUUCCUGAAGCAGUUUUCGGGGUAUCCCACAACAGCGGCAUAUUUGAUACUGGACACCUGUUUUGAUUUGAGCAAGUAUGAGGAAGUCAGGGUACCUAAAUUAGGGUUGGGGUUUGAGGGAGGCGCGAAGAUGAAUGUGGAUGUGAGCGGGAUAUUGUACUUUGUUAAGAAGGAUGCGUCGCAGGUUUGCUUGGCGAUGACGAGCCUCGCUGAUGAAGAUGGAGUAGGGAUCAUUGGAAAUUUUCAGCAGAAGAAUCAGAGGGUUGUGUAUGAUAAUGUGGGAGCAAGGGUUGGAUUUGGAGAGGAGAAGUGUAGUUACAGUUAGUUAAUUAGCUAGCUGGAUCCUUUUGGUGUU